[Candida] anglica is the source of this 3650-nucleotide messenger RNA. NCBI's taxonomy places the organism in Eukaryota, Fungi, Ascomycota, Pichiomycetes, Serinales, Debaryomycetaceae. The record is from the annotation of a GenBank genome assembly.
CGCACGACGCGCUAUAGGGAUUUUUGUGCAAUUUUUUUUUUUGGUCAACAUUGAAAUUCUGAAUGUUUUGGAUUGAGACAAUUGAUUGUUUAGGUCAAUAAUAACAAGGUUGUUGUACGAGAAUCUGGACUGAGUGCUGGUGGAAAUAGAUAUAUAGGCUAGACAGGGUAUUAACUGAAUAUAUUGACGACAGACAAGUAGACCGGACCCAGAAAACCAACAACAUACAUCAGGAUGGAUACCGAUCGUACUGACGCUACGUAUUAUGUGGGAAAGAACGCCUCCGAGCUCAACAAGAACUUGGAUGUGCCGUUGUCCAACGGGCAGAUUGUCAGUAUCAACUUGGACGAGGAGCUCCCAGACGACUCGCUUGAAUUGGUGAGUUUCCUUGAGACGGAAAACUGUCCCACCAAGUAUUGGAUAUCGGUGGCUCAGGCGUACGUGGUCAAGGACAAGUUACAGGAGGCCCAGAAGCUUGUAGGCAAGGCACUCGAGUUGCCCCUUUUCAGUGAGGCUGACCGGACGCAAUUCCAUGGAUUUUCCGCUUGGUUGCAUUUGAAAGUGGCCAGUGAGGUCCAUGGAGAAGACAAGGCUCAAAGCUUAAAAGAUGCCACCCAAGAGAUUGCAUAUGUGACCAAGCUGGGAGGAGAAUAUUCCUCGAGCGUAUCGAACUUGUUAUGUAAGGCUGUGUUACACAUGCAACAAGACCAAGUGGAAAGAGCAUUGGAGAUCUUUGAUCGAUUGUUAAAAGUUGACAACACCAAUUGCUUUGCCCUCUUGGGGAAGGCUCAAAUUGUCUUGAAGAGAACUAAAAACUAUGCUGGGGCCCUCAAAUUGUACCAACAAGUGCUUCUUUUGAACCCAUUGAUGAAACCAGACCCUCGUUUAGGGGUCGGUUUAUGUUUCUGGUGCUUGAAAGAUGAAAAGAUGGCAGUUGCCUCAUGGGAAAGAGCGUUGGAGAUUGAUCUGAAUAAUAUCAAGGCCAAGGUCCUUCUUGUUUUGACCAAGUUCAAUCUGACUUUCAACGAGUCUUUAACUGACGACGAGUUCCUUGAGAACUACGAGGCUCUGCUUAAGGAGUUGGGCAGAUUGCACCAACAAAGACCUACAGACAGCGUUAUUUUGCUUGCCUUGGUCUCCUACUACUACUCCAAGGGUAGCCAUGACAUUGCCACCAAGAUCUGUCAACGGGUGAUUGAACAAGUCACUGGCCAGCCCGCCGGGUCCAAAUAUAACCAUCAUAAAUUAAAUAAGUUUGAAAGCAACAUUGUAUCCCAGGCCGUGAUGUGGCUAGGUAGAGUGUCCUUCACGCAAUCGGACUUCACCCAAUCUCAGAAAUACUUCCAUGAAGCAAUCAAGCUUGAUGACCUGAACCUUUUGGCCAAGUUAGGGUUGGGCCAAUCCCAAAUCGGUAGAGGGUCCACCGAAGAAGCCAUCAUCACCUACGAAUCGAUUUUGAAAACCGAUCUGAAAUGCUUGGAGGUGAACUACUCCUUGGGGGUGUUGUAUGCCAAGCAAAGAGGUAGAAGAAAGCAAGAGCAAGCGAUCCAAAUGUUGGAAAGAUACUUGAGAUUGUCCAGUACCAGCAGAAAUAAUAAUAUCAAUAAUAAUAGUAAUAACAAGGACGAAGGCGUUGCCGAGGAACCGGUAGCCUUGAAUGCAUACCUUCUUCUCAGCAAGUUGUAUGAAACCAAGGACAUCAACCAAUCGUUGAACUACUUGAACAAGGCCAUCGAGUCGAGAAAAUUGAUCAAUAAGGAUGCUCCUUUGGAAGUGUACAACAACAUUGGGGUGAUUCACUUUAUUAAGAACAACUAUGAGUCCAGUAGCCAAUUCUUCCAAACCGCGUUGACCAAGUUGGAAGAGACCAAGCCGGUGGAAGACAAGUUGGUGAAUGACUUGGGUAUCACGUUGAAGUUCAAUUUGGCGCGUUCCAAGGAAAUUUCCAACGAACUGGAGUCCAUUGAGAUCUACAAGGAGUUGUUGGAGAACACCCCGCUGUACUUUUCUGCUAAAUUAAGACUUUUGUUUUUGAGUUGUACCGAUGGAGACUCAUCGAAGGGAGAAAUCAAGGACGAAAUUGAAGCCUUAUUGAAGGAAAACGCUCUGGACUUGGAGAUCAGAUCAUUCUAUGGAUGGUUCAUCAACACUUUUGGAAAGAAGUUGAACAUGAAACCUGACGCUGACACGAAACAUCAAAAGGAUACAUUGGUUGAGUUUGAUUCCCAUGACUGUUAUGCCUUGUUAUCGUUGGCCAACAUCUACUGCAUCAUGGCCAGAGACAUCAAGGUGACGUCCUCAAGUCAAGAUGAAAAGAGAAAGAAGUAUUACAUCCGGGCCAUUGAAUUAUUCGCCAAGGUAUUGAGUGUUGAUCCAAAGGAUGUCUAUGCAGCACAAGGGCUUGCUAUUGUGUAUAUUGAAACCAAGGACACCAACAAGGGGUUGGAUAUCUUGAGAAAGAUCCGUGACUCGCUUAACGAUGAAUCUGUUUACUUGAACUUGGCACAUGUGUUGUUGGAAUUAAAACAAUUCACCAAAUCCAUUGAAAACUAUGAAAUUGCAUUGAUCCGUUAUCGUGGUGGGAAGGACAGUAAGGUGUUGUCAUUCUUGGGACGUGCAUGGUAUUUGAGAGGGAUUUAUGAAAAGAAUAUGACAUAUUUGAAGAAAUCCUUGGAAUAUAGUGAAGAGGCAUUGGAACAUUCCACCAACAAUAACAACACCAGUUUGAAGUUCAACAUUGCAUACGUUCAAUUCCAAAUUGCCGAGUUUGUCAGUAAGUUGAAUAUUGAUCAAAGAAAUGUUGAUGAGAUCAAGUCUUCCAUCUUGGGAUUGAAUGAAGCCAUUGUCACGUUGAAUGCCUUGGCUUCAGAUGAAGAGGGCACUCCUACUCCUCCAUAUCCAAAGGCCGACCUUAGGGCUAGAGCCAGUUUGGGUAGCAACACCUUGUUAAACCGUUUGAACGUAUGUUUGGAAGAAACCAUGGAGAACUUGGCCCAAUUGGAAACACGUUUGGAAGAGGCCAAGCUUGCUAGAGAACGUGAAGAACAAGCCUUCCUUAGAGAGGAAGAAGAAAGAAGGGCCAAGGAAAGAGCCAUUGAAGAGGAAAUGGCCAAGGAAAGAGCCAAGCUUCAAGAACAAGCACAACAAUGGGCUGAAGAAGCUAGAAUGAAUGUUGUUGAUGACCAUGAUGGAGAUGAUUUCGAAGAAGGAGAUGAAGAUGAAAAGAAAAAGUCUAAGAAGUCCAGCAAGAAGAAGGAGACCACUGCUAAGAAGGGGAAGAAGAAGGGUGGUAAGAAGAGAAAGAAUGUCAUUGAUGAUAGCGAUGAAGAAUCUGUCACAGAACAACUGGAGGGUGAAGAAGAAGCAGAAGCCCAGGCAUCUGAUGCCGAUGCUGACGCUGACGCCGACGCCGAUGCUGAAACUGCUCCAAAGAAAACUGGCGGUAGAAGAAGAAAGGCCGCCGCUGUUGUUGAAGAUAAUGACGACGAAGGUGAAGAAGUCAAGACCAACAAGAGAAGAAAGACGGUUUUAUCUAAUGAAAAGAUUGUGGACAGUGACGAAGAUCUCGAUGAUGAGUUAUUUGGAGAGGAUGAAAAGGAUGAGUAGAUUGUAUUAAUAGUUAAAAUAAAAUAUAUUACGAAUGACAUAAC